Molecule: messenger RNA, 636 nt
Organism: Aspergillus uvarum CBS 121591
Lineage: Eukaryota; Fungi; Ascomycota; Eurotiomycetes; Eurotiales; Aspergillaceae
Exons: 1
Coding region: 1-636 (211 amino acids)
Source: RefSeq, a predicted model, not a curated record
AUGUUUUGGUUUUUGCAUUUCGACCUGGCCAAGUCUCCAAUUUACCAGGAGAUCUUGUCCAAUGUUCAAGAUGGAACUUUACUACUCGACCUGGGCUGUGGCUUGGGUCAGGACAUUCGUCGCCUUGUGUAUGACGGUGCUCCCCAGGACAAUAUCAUUGGACUUGAUCUCCACAGGGGGUUUAUCGACCUCGGCUUCGAGCUUUUCAAUGACCGGAACACCUUGCGCUCGGCGUUCGUUGUCCAGGAUUUCUUUGAAAGAUCUCAGAUUCCACAAUCUCAGGCAUCUCGCAUCAGAAUUAUCAAUUCCGGCUAUUUUAUGCACCUCUGGGACUGGGAUGGGCAAAUAAAAGUGGCCAAACACAUGAUAAGCCUUCUGUCCCUUGAAGAGGACGGGAUAGUGACUGGCAUGCACUUUGGCAGUAAGCAAACGGGGGUCUGGGAAAAGGUCCCAGCUGAUAAUGAUCCCAUAUUCUUACACGACCCGGUGUCAUUUAAGAGUCUUUGGCAACAAGUGGGAAGUGAAACGGAAACCAAGCUGGAUGUCUGGUCAUCGAUAGAGCAAGAUGAAGACCAUAUGAGAUUGGAUCCCAAUGGCCUGCGUCUUCGUUGGUACGUGAGAGUAUUUAGACAUUAA